This is a messenger RNA of Nicotiana tabacum (common tobacco), 3211 nucleotides long. RefSeq names its product putative late blight resistance protein homolog R1A-3. Gene Ontology annotation, biological process: defense response to other organism. The record is from RefSeq and is a predicted model, not a curated record. Lineage: Eukaryota; Viridiplantae; Streptophyta; Magnoliopsida; Solanales; Solanaceae. Gene Ontology annotation, molecular function: ADP binding.
GGAAUAUAAAAAGACCAGGUCUAAAUAAUUGAGAUUAAGAGUCAACUUGAUAUACAGUAAUAGCACAGCAAUAAGGGUGAAAAAGUUGAGAUAGUCUCUAAAUUAAAGGUAUUUACAUCACCCAGAAAUAGAGAUGGGCGCAGAUAUGGCGGUGAAUGGCGUAAUACAGACAGUGUCGCAGCUAUUAGAUGAAGGUGCAAAGCUGAUCGGCGUAGAGAAAGAGGUUUAUGAUUUGCUCCGAAGCCUAGAGUACUUGCUACAUGAAUUUUCCGGGAAGCAUUUGGAUGACGAGAUUCGAAGUACAUUGAAUAAAAUUGAGCGCGUGGUUGAUAAAUUCCUUAAGGAUGCGAAGUUACACCAAGAGAAAAAUCCUUCGGAGAAUUGCUUCUGUUAUGAUCGCAAGAUUAAUUUAAAGAAUCUUGCAGAAGAGUUGAAAGGAUUCGCUAACGAGGUGGACCGAAUUCCGGGCAAAUAUCGACAAGAUGAAACCGCAAAGUCUGCUAUGACUGAUUAUUAUACGUGGAAAUUACGUCUGCUUAAAAAAGGUGCCCUGGCGCCGCAGCAUCUUACUUCGGAUGAUAACGAAGUUGGUGUUAUUAAGGAGGUAGCGCAAAAAGUGAUCAUGCCACCCAUUGAAGGGCCAGAGGAUCAAGAUAACGAAGUUGUUGGUGUUGUUAAGGAGGAAGCGCAAAAAGUGAUCUUGCCACCCAUUGAAGGACCAGAGGAUCAAGAUAACGAAGUUGUUGGUGUUAUUAAGGAGGAAGCGCAAAAAGUGAUCAUGCGACUCAUUGAAGGACCAGAGGAUCUAGAUAUUGUUCCCAUUGUGGGUAUGAUUGGACUUGGCAAAACCACACUUGCACGAAAAAUCUAUUAUGAUCCUCAAAUUUCAGGCGAGUUUCCCAACAAGAUUUGGAUCAAUGUCGGCCAGUCAUACGACAAAAAGAAGAUAUUUCUUAAUAUUCUCGGAGGGCUCAUGAAACGAAGCAUCAAAGAAUAUCGAGAUAAGGAUGUGAAAGAAUUAGCUACGUUAAUAUGUAAUGAUAUGGGAGAAGUAGGCAGAUGUUUCGUUGUCUUGGAAGAUGUUUGGGAGACAGCAGUUGUAAAUUCUGUCAAGGAAGUUUUUCCAGAAAACAAAAAAGGCCACCGAAUCAUGAUGACCACUCGCCUAGAAUACGUGGCUACUGAUGCUAAUGAGGAUCCUCAUUAUCUGGAAUUUCUGACUCCAACUGAAAGUUUCAAGUUGUUGGAAAUGAAAGUUUUUGGCCGGAGAAGAUGUCCUGAUGACUUACAAGUAUUUGGAAAAAGCAUUGCAUCAAAAUGUAGUGGAUUGCCACUUUCGCUAGUGGUAAUUGCAAAAAAACUAAAACAUCGUACGGACAGAAGUACUUGGAAACUAGUUGAAAAAGAUGUGUGGCAUCCUCUUUUAAAUGAAGAUGACCCUGAAAGCUGUUUGGAAGCUGUAAAGUUGAGUUACGAUCACCUGUCCCAUGAAAUGAAGGUGUGCUUCUUGUAUUGUGGUGCUUUUCCUCACGGAUUUGAUAUCCCUGCUUGGAAAUUGAUUCGCUUGUGGAUCGCUGAGCGCUUGAUAAGGCCCGAAACGUCAUACACGCUUGAGGAGACAGCAGAGCGCUAUUUGAACAACCUUGUUGGUAGGAACUUGCUGAUGGUGAAGAACAAGAGUUUUGAUGGCCAAAUAAAAACAUGUCACAUUCACGACUUGUUGCAUGAGUUCUGCAAAGCAGAGUCUACUAGAAAAAGGAUUCUUCAAGAAGUAUGUCCAACACCCCACCAGGAUAUCCUUACUAGACAAGCGGUGUAUACUUCUCAAGGAUUGUGCAUUCAACCCUCUGUUCUACACUAUUUUCUCUCGGCAAAACCAGUUGCUGAGCCUGUUAGAUCUUUCUACUGUUUUUCCUCUAAACAAACACAAACCAAGUUGUCAUCUGAUGACAUCCAACUCUUUGAGAAAGCAUUUCCAUUGAUCAGGGUCUUGGACAUUGAAUGCCUGAAAUUUCAUUUCAUCAAGGAAUUUUAUCACCUAAUUUAUUUGAGGUAUCUUGCUAUUUCAGGUGACUUUAAUGAGCUUCCAGUGGACGUUGGUAAAUUUGGGAAUUUACAAACUCUUAUAGUUAAUUCGAGUGCAGAAGUAUCCACUCUUGACAUAAAAGCAGAUAUAUGGAGCAUGUUAAAGUUGAUGCAUCUUCACACCAAUAUCCCUGUAAGAUUGCCGCCCCCUCCUACCCCAACAGGUAAAAUUUCAAGUGCUCUACAAACUCUUUCUGUGGUUGCACCUGAAAGUUGCACGAAAGAUGUAAUUUCAAUAGCUUGUAAUCUCAAAAAAUUGAGUAUUCGAGGGAACUUGGUGGAAUUUCUUGAAAUUAACGGGGGUGGCUGGCGCAAUUUUGAAGAGCUAAAAUGCCUAGAACAUUUGAAAUUGUUGAAUGAUGCUCUUUACACGGAUGAAAAAAUUCACCUUCCUCCAUUAUUCAUCACAUUUCUACGAACAUUGAAGAAGUUAAUUUUGUCAAACACAAAGUUUGAUUGGAGUGAGGCAAAUAGUUUGGGGGAGUUAGAAAGCCUUGAGGUCCUAAAAUUGAAAGAAAAUGCUUUCAUAGGGAAGUCCUGGAAGCCAGAGAUAGGAGGUUUUAGUGAACUCCAGGUCUUGUUGAUUAAAACGACAGACUUGGAAACUUGGGAGGCUUCAGAAUUUCAUUUCCCAAGACUUAGGCAGCUUGUUCUUAUAUCUUGUGAUAAGCUUACGGCUGUGCCAUAUGAGCUGGCUUAUGUACAUAGCCUUCGAGAGAUGAGGCUGGUGAACGCAUGCAGUGCAGCUGUCAGAUCUGCAAAAGAAAUAGAGCGCAAGAAGCUGGAAAGCAUUAAAUUCAAGCUCACCGUAUUCCCUCCGGAAAUUGAUUCCUAGGCGACACACUAAAAGGAAUAAUCAAGGCAUGGCGUUUCUGUGCCAGGAUCAUGUACAAAUCGAAUGCUAUUUGACAUGGAUGCUCACCCCAUUUCAUGUUUUCUGCAGUUCAUUCAUCUUUUAUUAUUCAAGCAUUGUGAAGUUGAUAUUGAGUUUCUGUGUGGCUCUGUUGGCUUGAAACACUGUUUUUGUGUCUUACAUUUCGAGAUCCUCAUCAGGCGUAGUGUUUGCUUUCUAAGUUGUAAAAUUGUUCAAGCUGUUCAAUCAUGUUUUACUUCAUUGUUGUUUUCA